Molecule: messenger RNA, 6907 nt
Organism: Nyctereutes procyonoides (raccoon dog)
Lineage: Eukaryota; Metazoa; Chordata; Mammalia; Carnivora; Canidae
Gene: FBXL18
Product: F-box and leucine rich repeat protein 18
Exons: 5
Coding region: 114-2258 (714 amino acids)
Biological process (GO): SCF-dependent proteasomal ubiquitin-dependent protein catabolic process
Cellular component (GO): SCF ubiquitin ligase complex
Molecular function (GO): protein binding
Source: RefSeq, a predicted model, not a curated record
CCCUACCAGGGUCUCUGUGGAGCCGCCGACGCGCCGGCUUUGAGCAUCCCUGGCGGGCCAGGGGAGGCCCUGGGGCUGCGGCUCUGGCAGCCGCGGCCCCGCCCGCUUUCACCAUGGCCAGCUCCGAAGAGGACACAUCCAACGAUGGAGACAUGCCCCCUACAGCAGCUGCUGUGGCAGUGGGCGCCCACCUUCUCGGCUUUUCGGAUGAGAUCCUGCUGCACAUCCUGAGCCACGUCCCCAGCACAGACCUGGUUCUGAAUGUCCGGCGCACCUGCCGGAAGCUUGCGGUGCUAUGCCUGGACAAGAGCCUCACCCACACUGUGCUGCUGCAGAAGGACUAUGAGGCAAGUGAGGACAAGGUGAAGCAACUGGUGAAGGAGAUCGGCCGGGAGAUUCAGCAGCUCAACAUGGCCGGCUGCUACUGGCUGUCAGGUGCCACCAUUGAGCACGUGGCCCGUUGCCGCAGCCUGGUGAAGGUGAACCUCUCUGGCUGCCACCUGACCUCCCUGCGCCUCUCCAAGAUGCUCUCAGCCUUGCAGCACCUGCGCUCUUUGGCCAUCGACGUGAGCCCCGGCUUCGAUGCCGGCCAGCUGAGUGGUGAGUGCAAGGCCACACUGAGCCGCGUGCGGGAGCUGAAGCAGACGCUGUACACACCCUCCUAUGGUGUCGUGCCCUGCUGCACCAGCCUUGAGAAGCUGCUGCUCUACUUCGAGAUUCUCGACCGCACACGUGAGGGCGCCAUCCUCUCAGGCCAGCUGAUGGUUGGCCAGAGCAAUGUGCCCCACUACCAGAACCUGCGGGUCUUCUACGCGCGCCUGGCCCCUGGCUACAUCAAUCAGGAGGUGGUGAGGCUCUACCUGGCUGUGCUCAGUGACCGCACGCCCGAGAAUCUGCACGCCUUCCUCAUCUCUGUGCCUGGCAGCUUCGCUGAGAGCGGGGCCACCAAGAACCUCCUGGAUUCCAUGGCCCGCAACGUGGCCCUGGACGCCCUGCAGCUGCCCAAGUCCUGGCUCAAUGGCUCAUCUCUGCUCCAGCACAUGAAGUUCAACAACCCCUUUUAUUUCAGCUUCAGCCGCUGCACCCUGUCCGGUGGCCACCUGAUCCAGCGGGUCAUUGAUGGAGCCAAGGAGCUCCGCAGCCUGGCGAGCCUGAACCUCAGUGGAUGCGUCCACUGCUUGUCCCCGGACUCCCUGCUCCGCAAGGCGGAGGACGAUAUUGAUAGCGGCAUCCUGGAGACCCUGGUGGCGUCCUGUCGCAACUUGCGGCACCUCAACCUCUCGGCUGCCCAUCACCACAGCUCCGAGGGCCCAGGCCGCCACCUCUGCCAGCUGCUGGCUCGGCUGCGCCACCUGCGCUCCUUAUCCCUGCCCGUCUGCUCUGUCGCCGACUCAGCACCACGGUCCGACCGUGUGCCUGCCAUGCAUGCUGUGCCCCGUGGCUUUGGCAAGAAGGUGCGCAUUGGCGUGCAGUCCUGCCCCAACCCCUUCUCGGGGCAGGCAGGCCCUCAGCCUUCCUCCGUGUUCUGGUCUCUGCUGAAGAACGUGCCCUUUCUGGAGCGCCUUGAGCUGAUCGGGUCCAACUUCUCCUCUGCCAUGCCGCGCAACGAACCUGCUAUCCGCAACUCCCUCCCACCCUGCAGCCGGGCACAGAACGUUGGAGACUCGGAAGUGGCUGCCAUUGGCCAGCUGGCAUUCCUGAGGCACCUGACGCUGGCCCAGCUGCCCAGCAUCCUGACAGGCUCUGGGCUGGUCAGCAUCGGCCUGCAGUGCCAGCAGCUGCAGUCUCUCUCACUGGCCAACCUGGGCAUGAUGGGGAAGGUGGUCUACAUGUCUGCGCUCUCGGACAUGCUGAAGCACUGCAAGCGGCUGAAGGACCUCAGGCUGGAACAGCCCUAUUUCAGCGCCAACGCCCAGUUCUUCCAGGCGCUCAGCCAGUGCUCCGCGCUGCAGCGCCUCUGCCUGGUCUCCCGCAGCGGCACGCUCCAGCCUGAGGCUGUGCUGGCUUUCAUGGCCCGCUGCCUGCACGUUGUUGUGUGCCACAUGUUCACCGGGGAGUCCCUGGCCACCUGCAAGAGCCUGCAGCAGUCCCUGCUCCGAAGUUUCCAGGCCGAGCGGCCCGCGCUGAACGUUGUCAUCUUCCCUCUGCUCCACGAGGGCCUGACCAAUGUCAUCCGGGACGUCCCCAUGGUGCACCUGGAUGAGAUCACCUUAUUUAAAAGCAGAGUGGCUGAGGAGCCACCGAACCUGUGGUGGUGACGGGGACAGCUAGCCCUGGGCGAAGCUGUUUCCAGCAGCCAAGCCUCCUGCCUGCCACUUUCACCUCUGUUUGUCUCCUGGGCUUGGAAGCGGGACUGCCCUGACUGGUGGGCGGCCUCACUACUGCCACUCACCGCCUGCCCCUGCUGGACACCAGGGCCCGUCAGGUCACAAGAGGAAGGACUUCCCCUCUGCCCGGACAUUCUGUGUCCCCAUUGUCCCCCAGAGCCUCCUGAUGUGUCCUCUCAGUCUCUUGGCACUCAGUGAAAUGUGGAGCUCAUCUAUGAGGAAGAUGAGAAGGAAGAGCUGGUUGUCUGGGUGACCUGCGGGGCCUGCUGUGGGUGUUCCUGAACUGAGACUCACAUCCGUCAUGGAGCGCUGACUCCCAAGGGGCCCUGACCAGGUACUCAAGGCACCACAGGGCCCUGGUGCUGCCACUCAACUCUCCAGGGUAUCUCUGCUCAUGUGUCCGUGGCCUCCUGCUUUCAGGCUCUGUGGAGGAGUGGUCUCGGACCCAGGGCUGGGGGUGAUGGUGUGUGUGUGGAUGGACGCACUCACACUGGGACAUGAUGGCACGGCUGGUGACUGUGUGCCCAGUGCCCCCCUCCUCAGGCCAGCUGGGAGCACGAUGCAGUGAGGAGCUCCAGAUUUAGGGUUGUCCUUCCCAGCAAGACAUGUUUUAACCCAAUUAUGUCUCCAGUAUGUUACCAGCCAGAUGGUGUCAGACCAGUUCAGGGCCCCUGGCUGGGCAGGGACCGGACCCCCCCUAGAGCUUGGAUUGCAAGAUGAGGCCCAAGGUGUAGGGCCUGCCCUACAGCCAGCAUGGCACUCAGCUUUAGAACCUUUACUCCGUGAAGAUCUGUGUUUCUGGGGAAAUACAAACCUGGCUUCAUUCAAGAAACUUGAAAUAUUAAAACUUAGAAAGGACAUUUAAGGACAGAGUAGUGAUCAGACUAUCCCGUUUCAUAUAGCUUUAUUCAGCACUUUAAAAAAUUCAGUGCAGCUAUUCCAAAAAUGGGGAGUGACCUCCCAGUGUCCAGGGCCUCCCUGUGCUGAGCCCACUGCCUUCUCGACUGCAAAACUCUUCCCCAGAGCCCAUUAGCCCCUUGGCUGAUGGCCUCCGAGGGGCUGUGAUCAGGUUCCCUCCACUGCAAGUCCAGCCUUCACCCUCUCGGUGAUGCUCCUGGAGACUUGCAGAUGAUGCUGGACACUGUUGGGCAGCUUCCAGCCAGGGGCAUGUCAGUCCUGGAGAGGCUGCCUCCCCAGGACUCCUGGCCUCCCUUCCCCUUUAGGUUGGGGGUGCAGAGUCCACCAGGUCCUGCUCAUGCUGCUGUCCAUCUUGGCCACUAUCGGCUGUGGGGCCCCUGGACUGGCCAUCUUCCCACUUUGUGUCUGUGGUGACCCCUCCCCAUUCUGUGUAGUGUGCCCUGUAGCUUCCCUACUAAAAGACCAGGUUGUGGCCCCUGGGCUUUUCAUUUCCUUUCCUUCCGUGGGUUUUUUUUUGGGGGGGCACACAAUUCAGUAACCCCCAGUCCCAUGGAGUGGAGGGGAUCUAGGAGGCCAGACAGCCACUGCAGGCAUCAGUCCCCCCAGGGUCAGGCCCUAGGAGGAACCAUCUGUCUGGUGGGCUCUGCUCUCUCCUCCCUGCCCCUGUCUAAGAACACAGGGGUCACUUCCCUCCUUGCUUGCCCUGGGCUGUGGCUGGCAGUUCUUUGCAGCCUCUCUGCAGGCCACCCGCACACAAAUUCCUCCAGCCUUCACCUUCGAUGUCCCGAUGUGGUCUGAGCCAUGCCUGGCCUUACAGGGCAAGGGACAGGCUGCCCUGGGGCAUGGGAGAUAGGGCUGAGGUUCCUGGAGGGCCUCAUGGCUGUAGACGAGGGUCUGAGAGUUGGUGGGUGCACCUCCCCUCCCCAGUUUUGGGGUAUUUCUUUCAGGUGGUGUCCAGAGACCUACAGGCAAGGAUGGUUAGGAAGGGUGGUAGGGGACUGACCACUCCUUAUCCUCGAAAUAAGGGUGUGGCUGGUCACAGCCUGACUGGCAGGGCAGUGUCAUCCCGGGGGCAGGGGGAGGUGGCCCAGGGACUGGGGUGGUUCUGGGUGCCCUUCUCUUCUCCAGAGCAGCUCCGGAGGCUCAAGCUGGAGAGUGAGCUUUCCACUAGGAGGUUGAAGGCUGCGAUUGUGUAAUGUUCACGUACUCUCCCGGAUGGUCUGUUCUCAAGAGCAAGCAGUUUUAACCAGCAGCAUCACUUGUGCCAACAAAUAGGGCCGGGAGGGGCUGUUCACCUGAGGCUGGGGAGCGUGAGCUGCUGUGGAAAGCCGCCCCCAAACAAUAGACCUUGUAGUUUUAGUGUCUCUGUAACCAUCCUUCUGCUAGAGCAGGAACUUCCAUGUCUUCUACACCCGAGACAGGACUCACCAGAUGUUAAUAAUGUGCUUAUUCUUGCUAAGUGCUGUUUUGGCAGCGGUGUUAAUUGCAAUUUAUAUUCUGCAGCAUUUUAUGCUGGGAAAAGAACCCACCCUAAUGGUCCCCAAUUGGCAGAACUGGCUGUUAAGUGUGGACCAUAUGCUGCCUGCUGGGCGGGGCCUGGUCAGCACUGGUGGCUGUGCGUGUGUAUGCGUGCAUGUACAUCUGCAUGCACACACAUGAGUGUGGCCUGCUGGGUACAUGUGCAUGGUGUGCACGCGUGUGCGUUUCUGCAUGUGAUCAAGUGUGUGCUUGCGCAUGUGUGUGUGCGUGCGUGUGUGUGUGUGUGAGAGAGAGAGAAAGAGAGAGAGAGGGAAGAAAGACAGUGGGAGGUGGUGGUGGGAUGGAGAAGAGAUCAGGGCAUUUAUCUGUUUGUUAAAAUAAAAGCCCCUGCCCUCCCAAGGCCUCUCCUCCCACCUGUGCCCACCUACCCCUAGCACCCUGUGGGUUGCUCCUCCCCCUCUGCUUGCCCCCUCCUCCUCUCCCUCCUCCUCCUCAUGUGCCUGAUCCUGGGGCUCUGACUUGGAUGCCAUACCAUCCCACAACCUGGCCGGAGGGUCUGAAGGUGCUCUCGAGGGGAGGCACUUGGAGCCUGAGGAGAGCAGAGGCCUGCAGCCUCCCUUCCCUGCCAGUGGCAUUUCAUUCUCAUGUGCAAGUAUUUUUACUUCCCAGCCCAAGGAGGCUGGACUAGGGACACUUGACUCUGUCAUAUGCUCCAGGGGUUGGGUCUUAUCCCUGCCUGUCAGCUGUCCUUGAGGAACCAAGAAUUCAUGGAUCUGGGCCCCUGUGUCCACCAGGCUGCUCGGGCCCUGGGAUGACCCCCACACACACCUCGGACAGCUCUGUGAGGCUGGGUGUUGAGGACAAUGCCCCCUUAACCGCCCCUGCACCGAGACCCACGGCUGUAGGCCACUUGGCCGAGAGGAUGAAGCUUGGUGGAGGUCUGGCCGGGAAGGCUGGGCCAGGGGUGCAGGGCCGCAGGAGCUGCAGGACCCGGAUGUCUAGUGGCCCUCAUGGGUCUGAAACCAACACAGUGCCAUCCUGAUCGUGCCAGCUGCCUUCCCUGAGUCUGUCAAGAAGGCACUGAUCCCAUGGCCUCCCCCUACCUUGCAGGAAGGGAACCCUCCCGUGGAUCCACUGUCACAACGUCCUCCUAGGGACACUGGGGGUGCAGUGGGCAGCCUCCUGCUCCCACCGGCCUUUAUGAUCUGCUCCUCGGGGGUUUGAGAAGUGCUGAAGCCUUGUAAGGAAAAAUAAGAAAUGAGAAAUUAGUGGAUGAGGAUAAUGCGGUGUGGGCUGUGGUGGCAGAUUUCAUUGGUUUCAGCCCGCAAACCUGAGGUGCUGGAGGCGUGGAAGGGGACAUGGGUGCCCACACUGCCUGUGGCCUUGGCCCUGAGCCUCCUCUGCCUCUUUGACAGGAGGGGGCAGGAUUGUGCAGCAGGGGCUCUGGUGCUCUCACAGUGCCAACCGGCCUCAUUCACAUUGGGGGUACGAGAUUCUCAAUGGGAGUCUCUGAGGUCGCCGACACAGGCUGGAUGGUGUUGCCUGAAUGUCUAAAUUACUUUCUAGAGCUCUUUCAGAAACCAUGGGGUGGGUGGGCGUUGCAUUCGUGUCUCGGGGUUCAGGCACCCCAUGCGCCCUGCUCUGGGCCAGCCGGCCGGGGAAUGGAGGGGUGUGGUGUGAGGUCAGGGAGUCAUGGCCACCACCUGGGAGGCUCAGUCUGUGGCCGAAGCUACUGCUCGGCUAAACCUGAGAGGGGCUGGUUUUCCCUGACAUCCUAAUGGUGUGGGCCGGAGGCUCUGCUGUGCUCACCGGAGUGGGAGAGUGGGCUGGGGGGCAAGGGGGUGAGAGAGGCGGCCACGUGACCGUGCUGCAGGUGGGGUGUCCCACCCUAGGACCGGCCCCGCUGCCACCACUGCCUGUCCGUGUGACUGACCGGAAGCAGUUGAGCUCAGCAUGUUUUUAAAGGGGGUGGGGGGUGAGUCGGUGGGGGGCUCACGGUAUGUGGUGACCAGGUGCUAAGUGACCAAAUAUGUGUCACCUGCCUUUCCACACAGAUCUCCUUUUCCGACUAGCGAUGCCGACUCCUGAAUUUUGUGUUCAAAUGACAUUUUGAAUGGGUAUUUUCAUGUAAACUCGUGGCAUGUGGAAAGUUUCAAAUAAAGUGGACUUGAUUUAGAAAACCA